This is a messenger RNA of Hyaloscypha bicolor E, 721 nucleotides long. RefSeq lists its product as uncharacterized. NCBI's taxonomy places the organism in Eukaryota, Fungi, Ascomycota, Leotiomycetes, Helotiales, Hyaloscyphaceae. Bases 245 to 682 code for a protein of 145 amino acids. The record is from RefSeq and is a predicted model, not a curated record. The transcript has a single exon.
UUUAUUGGCUUUUCAGCAUUCCAAGGUAGCUUACUUUGAGAUUCGCCCCAAACGCUCAAGUUUUCCUUGAUGUGGUUCUAAUUAAAUAUCCCACGCCCCUUCUGUCCAACCCUUCCUUCAACUGUUCAACAUCGCAGCGGACCAAGCUCCUCCUUUCCCCUGUCUUGAUUAUAUGCUAACCACACCGGUCUACCUCACUCAUCGCAUUAGCUCAUCACCUUAGUUCUUCCUAAUAUCCAUCACAAUGACUCCCCCUCUUGCCAAAGGGGAAUAUGACGUAAGCUGGAUUUACGACCCAGCUCCAGAAUCAGUCCAUACCACUAAUCUCGUCAACCAGGCCAAUAAUGGGGAGUAUGCUGAAGAUAAGCUGUCAGAUCAUAUCUUCGGAGUGAUCCUCCGGGCUUUGGAUGAGGGCGGUCUAAUCGAGGAAAAGAACGCGACCUUGUGUCUCCAAGCUCUGUUUUGGCACAAAAACAGAAAGAUAUUGAGUAUUCAUCAAGCCCACGAGCACAUUGGACAUCCAUUCCUUGGCCCCGACGGCCGCGUUCUUGCUCUCAAAGGCCGUACUCUAUGCGGAGGUGCCAGCAAUCUUCAGACUUCCAACCUCAUCCCUACUCAGGUUAAUGCCCACUCCCUAGUGCGCAAAUUGACAUCAGAGAAAUCCCUUCACUGGCCGCGGUAGCGGAAAUACUACAUAAAUGAGGGUGAGCAGUCGUAAUAC